AUGUCCUGCGCUCUCAAUCCUGAUGGCUCCCUCAAGGAUGCAUCUGACAUCAAGUUUUACAACGAUCCUGACGACGAUAUACCCUUGCCCAAUGUCCCAUCAUCAAGCAACACUUUCCCUGUUCUACUCAAGGCUGGAUGCACCCUAGCCAUUGUUGUAGCUGGUUCUCGGCACUCUGGCCGCCCUUCAAAGCCGUUGGCUCACAUUCGUGAUGCUGACAAUGCCUGCGGGCUGUCAGCAUCAGGCUCCAGCACAAGGAAAUGUACUUUGUCAAGCGCUACAGACCCUCCAGUGCCCAUCAAAAAAGCCACUAUGCUCCGACUAAUGAAGGCCGCUUACCGGAAUGGACAUCUUUCAGCGGCUACGGAGGCAGAGGAGUAUGUAGCUUAG
This is a messenger RNA of Suillus fuscotomentosus, 390 nucleotides long. RefSeq lists its product as uncharacterized. NCBI's taxonomy places the organism in Eukaryota, Fungi, Basidiomycota, Agaricomycetes, Boletales, Suillaceae. Bases 1 to 390 code for a protein of 129 amino acids. The record is from RefSeq and is a predicted model, not a curated record. The transcript is spliced from 2 exons.